GGAAGUUUACAUACGUAUUUUCUCUACAAGAAUUUUUCAGUAAUUUUUAUAAAAGUAAAUAGUUGUAUUUUCAAAUCAGGAAAGUUAUUGUUCGAUGUAAAAUGAUCAAAACGAUUAAUAACAUCGAGGAUUUGGAUGAUAUAAGCAUGACAGCCCAAGAGCUACACGUUCUUUCUGAGUUGGAUAGCCGCCAGUAUGGUUACUUAUUAUUAAAUAAACCGGAAAACGCCAAGAAGAAAGAGUUAGUUCAAAAGGCUGUUAAGUGCUUACAGCUCAUGGUUAUUCAAGCUAAGAAAGAGCAGAAGUUGAAUGAACAUGAAGAAACCAAACAAAUCAGUAUUGACCCAAAGACAUGGGUCAAAUUGGGGCACUUCCAUUUACUUUUGGAAGAGUACCGUGAAGCCUUAUCAGCAUAUCAGAUGUUUUACAAAACACAAGCCGAAAACCACUGGCAAAAUAUCAAUUUUUUAUAUGGGAUUGGACUAGUAUAUUUUCACUACAAGGCAUAUCAGUGGGCUGUAAAAGCGUUCCAACAACUUCUUUAUGUAUCUCCCAGCUUCCAAAGGGCGAAUGAAGUACAUCUCAGGCUGGGUUUGAUGUUCAAAGUGACUCAGGAGUAUGAGCUAGCCCACAAACACUUCCAGUUAGCCUUAAUUGACGCCAACCCUUGUUCAACCCCUAAGAAUAUCAUAAAAUUCCACAUAGCUCAUUUAUUCGAAAUCCAAGGAAAAGUACGGGUGGCUAAAGAACGGUACGAGCUCCUGCUCAGAGACAAAUCGAUAACAUCCAACCUAAAAUCGGAGAUUUUUCGUCAGCUCGGCUGGCUCUACCACAGCCAUGAAUCCCUGGGCGAGAAGAGCCAGCGCAUCCCACUAGCGAUCCACUGUCUGCAGAAGGCGAACGAGACAGAACCAUAUUCCAACGGGCAAACUCUGUAUCUGUUGGGCAGAUGUUACGCUAGCAUCGGCAAGGUGCACGAUGCAUUCAUCGCCUACAGGAACUCCGUGGAGAAGUCCGAAGGCAAUGCUGACACUUGGUGCAGCAUAGGGGUCCUCUACCAGCAACAGAACCAGCCUAUGGAUGCGCUGCAGGCUUACAUUUGCGCCGUGCAGUUGGAUAAAUGUCAUUCGGCCGCCUGGGCCAACUUGGGAAUCUUGUACGAGAACUCUUUGCAGGCCAGGGACGCUUACGCUUGCUAUCUGAACUCUCAGGCCGGUCUCAAAACCAAAGGCAUACAGGAGGACAAUUCCAGUAAAAUACCGAAGCUUGGAUCGAGCUCCGUGGGAAUGAACCCACACCUCACUCAAAGAAUCAAUUUUCUCCAAGACCGUCUAGCAAACGCACAAAUGCCUAGCGUUACCUCGCAAAGAAGGCAACUGUUGUCUAUAGAAGAGGCGUGGAAUCUUCCGAUCUCGGCUGAAAUGUCUUCUAGGCAACAGCAGCACACUCAGCAACCCCGUUCCGCAAGCCAAAGUUUCCAAAAGCCUUACGGACAAUCGACCCCUCAAGGUCCACCGCCACCCUAUCCCAGUCCUGUUCCAGGGAAACGUUUCAAAGCUGAACAAGAGCAGAAAGUGAUUCAGCCCAGUUACAUGCUUUCCCAGCAACAAAUCCACCUGCUUAAUCAUCUGAAAUCGAACGCGCUCACUUUAACCGUGCAACAGCAAAACCUGAUGCGGCAGCUGCAAAACCAAUACAGUUUGAUGCAGCAGCACCUGAGGAAUAGCCAGAACCAAAACAGGACCCCUACACCCCCUGGCGGCGCUUUGGGACCGCCAAUUCCGUACCUGGUCAACCAGGGAUCGCCACUGGGCACGAAUAAAGGGUUUCCGAGCGUUUCCAGUCAGCUAAAUGUCAGUUCUUCGUCGUUUAUGUCGAGUCAGCACCAGGACUUGGACGUGGAAGAAGAACUGAAAGAUCUGCUCUCGCAAAAAGAUCUUGCCACUACUUUGGCUGAGAAUUUGCUGAAACAUUUCGGUUCGGAGGAGAUUGAAACGAAAGAAGAAGCCGAUUCGACCACUUCGACUACUACAUCUGCUGCAGAACCGGUGGUCCAAGUUUCGUCCAACACGCUGUCAUCCGGGCCUUUUUCGCCAUCCAACAUCGAGUCGAAAAGCGAAAUAAACGAGUCCAAGAAAAUGCGAAUCAAAUCGCCAACCGAAGAGAGCGUUUUGACAGUCAAAUCAGAGCCUGCUUCCUGGGAUUUCGAGGCUUUGCACUGCUCAGAGAAGAAGUCCACGGUCGACUACAGCAUCGACAUGAACGCAGAAACAGUCUUGGAAUUGUGCAAAGGUGAAACUAUUACUGGAGACAUAAACGACUCAGUGUUACUGGAUAUAGGUCCUCCACCCUCACCUCCCGACCCUCCUGCAACCAAGCUAAGUCACCAGCAACUCAUACCACCCACACCUUCAGUCUACCUUGAUAACAAAAAGCACGCGUUCAGUCCCCAGUUGCAAGAGUUUUGUCUGAAACACCCUAUAGCCGUGGUGAGAGGUUUGGCAUCGGCUCUCAAGCUAGAUUUAGGAUUGUUUUCUACAAAAACACUGGUUGAAGCUAAUCCUGACCAUAGCGUGGAGGUGCGUACGCAAAUACAACAACCUUCUGACGAAAAUUACGAUCCGCAAACGGGCAAGAAGGUCUGGGCGUGUAUCUCGCAUAGAUCUCACACCACCAUUGCGAGAUACGCCCAGUACCAAGCUUCCAGCUUUAAGGAAAGUCUAAAAGAGGAAAGGGAGAAGUCGCAAGGAGGAUUGUCCGAUUCAGACUCGAGAGAUUCGUCCCACCCCUGUACCGGCAAAAGACGCAAAAUGAACUUCUCUGUAACGCCCUCUUCUCUCAUCAAAAAUAGCAAAGAACACAAAACGCUGAAGUUUGGAACAAAUGUUGAUCUCUCAGAUGAAAGAAAAUGGCGUCCGCAGCUUCAGGAAUUGAUGAAGUUACCGGCGUUUGCAAGGGUGGUGUCAGCGGCUAAUAUGCUGUCGCAUGUGGGCCACGUUAUUUUGGGAAUGAAUACCGUACAGCUUUAUAUGAAGGUUCCAGGAAGUCGAACCCCUGGCCAUCAAGAAAAUAACAAUUUUUGUUCAAUAAACAUCAACAUCGGACCGGGUGAUUGUGAAUGGUUUGCCGUUCCAGACAGUUACUGGGGUGCUAUUUGUAGGUUAUGUGAACAAAAUCAAAUCAAUUACCUCCAUGGAUCCUGGUGGCCAGUUUUGGAUGACCUAUACAAAGCGAAUAUACCUGUCUACCGAUUUUUACAACGACCUGGGGAUUUGGUUUGGGUCAAUGCUGGAUGCGUUCAUUGGGUACAAGCUGUGGGCUGGUGUAAUAACAUUGCCUGGAAUGUGGGCCCGUUAACUGCCAGACAGUAUCAACUUGCCAUAGACAGAUACGAAUGGAACAAGUUACAGAACUUCAAAAGCAUAGUGCCUAUGUUGCAUCUUUCCUGGAAUCUAGCCAGGAAUAUUAAAGUCUCUGAUAGGAAAUUAUUUGAACUUAUUAAGAAUUGUUUGCUUAGGACAUUAUUAAAAUGCUGUAGGAUUCUGGAGUUUGUCAAGAGUAAAGGAGUAGAAGUCAAGUUUCAUGGUAGGGGGAAAAAUGAAGCUUCUCAUUAUUGUGGACAAUGCGAGGUGGAAGUUUUCAAUAUUCUAUUCAUCAGAGAGCAAGAAAAAAGACACGUUGUACACUGUAUGGACUGCGCAAGAAAACAGUCGCUCAAUUUGGAAGGUUUUGUGUGUUUAGAAGAAUACAAUUCGCAGGAGCUUUGCGACGUCUAUAACACGUUCAUCCUGCACAACAUUUCGGCGAAUUCCGAACCGUUUAGGCUUAUUUAAAUUUAAUUUAUUGUAAUAAAAAUACAACUCUCACUGCCACUGGUAACUGAUGUACAACUAUUAUUAAGCGAGCAUUUUUUGCUUGACAUGUAAAAAAAUGAAACAAAAGUGAUAUUCGUUUAAGAGAAGAGCUAUUCUAUAAUUGUAAAUAAUAUUUUGAUAAUUCUCGUUCGAAAUGUAAUCUAUCUUGGGUUUUCAAUUAACCUAAAAUAUAGUGAUCUCAAUUUUAUUAGGUGAAUUUGUAUUGUAGAUAGACACUAAAUAAUUUAUUUUAUCAUUAAUUUUCUAGAAAUAUAUUUUCCGUUGGUUCUUCAAUUUAACCCGUUCAUCAAAAAAUUUGAAAUAACCUAAAUAAAAUACGGCGUUUUAAAUUUUGUGUGAAAUUUCGGGUAUUCUAUGUAUUUCUAUACUUCUGUUCGAUAAACAAUAAGCCACAGAUAUUUAUUGUGUUUCUUUUAAUUUUUGUGUUAAACAUAUUAAGAGCGUAAAGCAACAGCAAUAUAAUACAAAAAUAGAUUUUGUGUAGAGGUAUCUCAAUUUCCUUUAAAAAAACAAUAAGACUGAAAUUUAGGUUUAUUAUAAUUUUGUGUUCGUUAGUUUAAUUUGGGCUGAAUAAUUUUUAUUUCGUGAUUUUUUUAGUUUUACUUUAUUCGCAAAAUUGGAGAUAUGAGAUCUUCUAAACAAACUGUAUUUCUGUUUGAUUUUUAAUUCUACAUGAACGGAAAGCAAGGUCAGACAUUUUUAAUUAUUUUAAGGUUUUUUACACUGCCAUUUUGUGAUAAUUGCCGAAUAUUUUCUAAAUUUCUUUUCUCAUUUAGGGCUAAA
Sitophilus oryzae (rice weevil) is the source of this 4658-nucleotide messenger RNA. RefSeq names its product lysine-specific demethylase 6A (gene Utx). Gene Ontology annotation, cellular component: MLL3/4 complex. Bases 102 to 3833 code for a protein of 1243 amino acids. Gene Ontology annotation, biological process: regulation of gene expression. Gene Ontology annotation, molecular function: RNA polymerase II cis-regulatory region sequence-specific DNA binding; histone H3K27me2/H3K27me3 demethylase activity; chromatin DNA binding. The record is from RefSeq and is a predicted model, not a curated record. NCBI's taxonomy places the organism in Eukaryota, Metazoa, Arthropoda, Insecta, Coleoptera, Curculionidae. The transcript has 14 exons.